Nicrophorus vespilloides is the source of this 4402-nucleotide messenger RNA. RefSeq lists its product as uncharacterized. Gene Ontology annotation, molecular function: protein binding; transmembrane receptor protein tyrosine kinase activator activity. The transcript has 2 exons. Bases 1 to 261 code for a protein of 86 amino acids. Gene Ontology annotation, cellular component: terminal bouton. The record is from RefSeq and is a predicted model, not a curated record. Lineage: Eukaryota; Metazoa; Arthropoda; Insecta; Coleoptera; Silphidae. Gene Ontology annotation, biological process: positive regulation of MAPK cascade.
AUGGUCGUUUCCGGUUUUCCGGUUUCCUCUUCUGUUACAGAGUGUCCGCCCGGGGAUGACGGCAUGGAACGUUUCGGAUGCCCGACGCCCGAUAGGCAGGGUCGCUUCCAUUGCAUAGACGACCACGUUCUAUGCGAUGGAUUCAUAGAUUGUCCAUCCGGCGAGGACGAGGAACGCAAGAGUUGCAUGUUCUACAAGACGACUAAGGCUCAUUUGGACGUCCUCGCCGAUGCGCUCCUGCGAUGGGCAAGGGGGCGUUAAGCGGUAAACGCAAUUCCCAAAACAGCAGACCUCCCCUCCCUCUACAAAGAUUAGGUUGUUCUUUUAUUCUACGUCCACUUUGCUUUGGAGAUGAUUAACCGACUACUUUCCGAUUGUCUUACUACUUUCAAGUUCAUCCUCUGCCAUAAAAUCAUAACUACAUGUAAUUAGGAAGCAAAGAAAAAACAAAACAAAACUCCGAUAUCUAAUAACCCAUUUUUGCGAUUAUUACAAUUAUGAUUUUAUGCCCUUCCCAUCGUUGCGAAACCGAUGAUGACGAUCGACGUUCAUAGAGAGAAAUAGGCACCCCUGAAGCGCCCGAAAGUCAGGUCCGCGCGCCUCAGGGGACAGCCCUUCAUAGUUCCCCCAACAGGCCUGACUUUGUAUACAGAGAGUUAUAAGACUUGUAAAAAAAAUAAUUAAAAAUUGAAGAUAACUAAAAAGAUUAUGAGAUGAUGAUGAUAACGUUGAAAAUGAUAAUGGUAACGAUGAUGAUGAAGAUGAUGAAUCUUGACUGCGGUCAGGUGCGGCGAGACAGCCGCGACGCGUCGCCCGUCCGUCCGUUAUGUUUUUACUUAAUUUAUCUCCGAUUUCCUUACGUCCCACCAAGUGCAUAUAUGAUUUGGCGAGACGCGAUUUUCCUCUUGAGAAAUGGAGGAGUCUAAGAAGAGGAAGCGACCAUCUCGCCGACUAUUCCUGACCGAUCUCUUUACUUGUAGUCAUUCCAAUUUACCAAAGAAAACUACCCACAUUCCUCAAAUUUCAACCGCAAAAUCAUGAAAAGUAUACCGGAUCUCUUUUUUACCUUCAGUUUCCCUCCUACUUCGUUCUCGAGACACAAUACCCAAGACAGUCGCAUUGGUGCUCUGUAGAAGGAUUCCUUUUUUACUCUAGAAAGAAAGUUAAGUUUUUUGGAUGCGAGAAAUGGUGAUGAUGAUGAUAAGAUGUUAAAGCCUGUUUGUUACAAAUUUAUCUACUGUUAUUGUUAUUGGCGUGGCUUCGGGGCGGCGGCUUGGCAGCAACUUGUUUUCGAUUUUUCUUAAACAAUACUAAGAACGCGUUAAGAGAGGCACUGCGGCCUAGCCUUGCGCCCCUUAAAAAUCCCCAACAGAUGAUCAAAUCCGCACCGCAAAAAGGACCCGAACUCGAACUCAGUCCGAUCAAGAGAUCAAGCACCCUCUAAAUAUAUAUAAAAAUAUAUACACAUAUAUACUUAAUCUUUAAAUAUAAGGACAAAAAAAAAUCGUAGUUUAAGUAAUAUUAAUGAUAAAAUGAAUGUUGACGUUGAGUCUUAAGCUUUCGGUGUCCAUUUCAAAAAUAUUUAAACAUAAUUAUCGUAUUGGAAAUAAAUGAAUGUAUUUGUGCAUGGAAAAAAUAUAAAAGAUAAUCUCUCUAGCACUCUGUAGAUUUUAGUCAAUGUAAAUGAAUCUUGAUCAGACGCGCAAAAUGUUGCUGGUUCGAUUUUCGGAUCACUUUUGUGGUCGCAGCUGGGUCGGAUCAGGAAAUACCUUGAGGCUGGAUCGUCGCCCGGCCAAUAAUGUACUGCGAUGACUGCAAUCUGUUCGGUUUGUUUAACUUCCUGUUCGUUCUUGAAGGUAGAUGGAGGAGAUGGAGAAGGGUUUUGAAUAUUUGGCCAGACGAUGUCGGAAGGUGGAGACACCACCGCUUCGGAGGUGUUUCCAUCCUGAGCCACCGAUAUUCGCUUCGGCCAAAUUUUUUGUUGUUGUUCGGACCAGUUUUGCAAUCAUUUUCCGGGCGACGAUUUUUAUGGUCAUUUCCUCAUCUGCGACCUAAAGCUCACAAAAAAUUUGGUACAAAUCGAUCAAAAAAAAUGAAAGAAAUCAAAUUUAGUUUACUAAAUCAACAAGAAUCAAACAAUUACAUCUUAAAUUGAGGUUCAUAGUUUUAAUCUUAUAACGGGGAUUUUUUCUUAAAUAAGAAUUUACUUUGAAUGCAAAUUUCAAAUCUACAGAAAACACAUUUUCUCUAACUUUAUUUGAUAAAGAGGUAUGGAAUUUAUCAAAGAAAAUCGCCAAAUAAGAUUGGAAUAAUUUGAACCUUUAAUUAAUAGAGUCAAGUAAGAAAAAAAAUGAAGAAGUUUUGGGUCUUGACAACAAAAGUUUAAUUGAAUAACUCUAAGUUAACUUUAGUCGAAAGAUUUCCCAAAUUAUACGUUGGUCGAAAAAAUUGAGUUGAAAUCAAUUCAGUUUAUGAUCGACAUGGGAAACAUUCUUUCUUUUCUGAGGUUAAAUUGAAUCUUCACGGAGAAGAUUCUAUGGACGUUUCGAUUGGGCUUUUCGUGACCCUGCAUAUGAAGAACGCUUCCAUUUAAUUAUCACCUUUAAUGCAUGACUAAAUUUGGUUUGUUUUGAACAUUUUCGAUUACAUUGGACUGGCGAGAUUUGCUAUUUUUUUUUUUGGAAAUUUAGGGGCGCAAGUCAAGCCCGCGCUUUCCUUUCUUUCCGUUUAUCGUCAGGGAUGAGCGGCCUCCGCCAACGUUUUUACGCCAAAAAAGGAUUCAUUUAGUCUUUGCCUAGCUUUAGUUGAAUGAUGAUGAAGAAUUCGAUUUAUAUAAAUAUAUAUAGUUGUAUAAUUUACAAAAGUCUGAAUCACAAACACUUACCAACACGUUCCAUUGUUAAUUUAUUUAUGUAAAAGUUGAUGAUGAUGAAUGAGGAAUCGAACGCAUCGGCCUACACAACUGUUGUACCAACUGAUCUCUAUGUACUAUCUAUUAUGUAUGUGGUUUUUUUUAAUGCAAUUUCUUGUUUUUUGAUUUUGGAGAGGGCGAAAUUUUCGAUCAGCAGGGGGGAAGGAUGGCAUUGGCUGACGACACGUCAUCGAUUCCGGCGACGUCGGCGUCUUCUCGCCCCGAAAACAGUUUUCCCCUUUUUCCGCGCGCGCGAAAUCGGUCAAUAACCUGGGGGAAAUUCGGAUGAGCGACGUCGGUGCAACAAACGCACGUCCGGCCUCCGCUCCUCCUCACGUUUUCGCAAAAAACCGCCGCCCCGCGGAUACCAGAAAAAGUUACAAAUAACAACAAAAUAAUAGUAACUGAAACUCACUAAAAUAUUCAUGCAAAUCUUUGCAUUUCCUUCAAUUCUUCGACUCAGGGUCAUUGGCGGCGUUUCACAAAGACAAAACUAAACAUUGGAUAAACAAAAAAAAUAUAUAUAUAAAAAGAAAUGAUAAGAAAAAUAAUAAGUGAAGAGAGGACAAAAAAAACAGUUUAGUUAACAUUCCUAUUUACGUAGUUGUUUAAUUCAAAUGCUGCACCGCACCAAAAGCACGACUGCACCAGAAAGAAAUGAGAAAAGUUAAAAAUAAAUAUGUAAGAACAAAUAAAUUACUCACAUUAAAUAUGUUAAGCGAUUUAACUUUUACAGUUUAGUUCCUUAAUCAAAAUUAAAAAUAAAGGAGCCAAUGUGAUAAAAAAAUGAUUUUGUUCUUGGGUUCGCUUCAGUUGAUUUGGGCUCCUUAACAAAAAAACAAACAAAGAUGAAGUAUUAUAUAGAGUAUAGGUAAGAAUGAAGUAUAGACAAAGCCUUGGCAGAACUCGCGUGCAAAAAAUAUGAUAAUUAUUCAAGAGAAUAAGCGCAGCCUUAAAAAGAAAAUAACAUAAAAUUAAAUAACGUGAACUAUAAACAUUUAACUUUCGUUUAUCAAAAUUCUCGCAAAAUAAUUUGAUGAUGAAGAUAAUAAUAAUGAUGAUGAUGAGAAAAUAUUUUUGUACACGAAGGCCCUUCCUCCCUCGUUUUUCACGCCGACUUACUGAACACUUGUGAUAUAAUUGUAUUUAAAGAGAGAGGGAUUAAUAGUUGAUGAUGAUGAUGAUGAGUGCUCUUGGGCGCUUACGAAAUUCAUCGUCCGUUAUCCCUAAACCAUUCACUAUUACUAAUUACCAAAAAAAAUCUCUUAUUUUUUGUGCUCCUUGUAAAUAAAGGCAACCGAAGUAAUAAAAAAAAGUCAUUUAUAACCAAAGUAAUAAUAAAUAUAAAUAUAUCAAUGGGAAAUUCGCGCAAUAAUUUUCGUACAAAUUCUUCAAGUAACAUUUAUUUUUGUUGUUCAUUGUUUCGUUUUAAGUUUAAGGAGACCCAAAGUAAUAAUUAAUAAAUAAAAAAUAAAUAUAUACAAACAAAAA